AUGGAAGACUUCAAGCGGUCACACACAAGCCAAGAGAACGCGAGGGAGGCGACGGAAAACGGGCUGGAAAAGACGACAGCCUCUCACCUCGUCACAGAUAGCAUGGACGUGGAAUUACAGGACCUGCCUUUGGGUCCUCUCGACGACGGACUCCAGGAUACUUUGGUGAGUCGUGGCUUAGGUUUGAGGGAUCAAUUUCGUCCAGCAGAUACCCACAAGGAUCUGCCAUCUUUUCAGAUUCAGUUGAAAGUAUCUGAUGGCCCCCAACAUGAGGACCUUGUAUAUGACAAGACCUGCCGACGGUCGUCCCUGGGUGCCGAUUCCCUGUUGGACCAAGAUUUCACAGACGACGCCGCGCCUCUUGAAGGGGACGCUGCCGGGGGGAGCUCCGUCUUCACGUCCCUCGACACGGUGCUUGGGUAUCAGUACGCCGACGAUAUAUAUGCGAUCAAGAAGGCGAUGGAGGAACACUACCAUCCGUAUAACUGCAUGGCGGAUCAGCCCCAGGUAACCGAGUACAUGCGCUGCACUUUGGUCCACUGGCUGAUUAAAGUGAACCACCAGCUCCAGUUCGGCCCAGAGACGGUGUUCCUGGCGGUGAACCUGGCAGACCGGUUCCUCGUGGUGACGCCGCUCGCCCAAGACUGCCUGCAGCUCCUGGCGGUUGCGGCCUUGUUCGUAGCGGCGAAGAUGGUAAGCGAGGGGUUGCUUCUGGAGAAAAUGGUACGUUGCCGGGCAAAAUGA
This is a messenger RNA of Penaeus indicus, 744 nucleotides long. Its product is annotated as cyclin-O-like. The record is from RefSeq and is a predicted model, not a curated record. Gene Ontology annotation, cellular component: cytoplasm; cyclin-dependent protein kinase holoenzyme complex; nucleus. The coding region runs from base 1 to 744 and encodes 247 amino acids. Gene Ontology annotation, molecular function: cyclin-dependent protein serine/threonine kinase regulator activity. Gene Ontology annotation, biological process: mitotic cell cycle phase transition; regulation of cyclin-dependent protein serine/threonine kinase activity. The transcript is spliced from 6 exons. Lineage: Eukaryota; Metazoa; Arthropoda; Malacostraca; Decapoda; Penaeidae.